Molecule: messenger RNA, 1104 nt
Organism: Arxiozyma heterogenica
Lineage: Eukaryota; Fungi; Ascomycota; Saccharomycetes; Saccharomycetales; Saccharomycetaceae
Gene: CAB2
Product: phosphopantothenate--cysteine ligase CAB2
Exons: 1
Coding region: 1-1104 (367 amino acids)
Biological process (GO): coenzyme A biosynthetic process
Cellular component (GO): cytoplasm; nucleus
Molecular function (GO): phosphopantothenate--cysteine ligase activity
Source: RefSeq, a predicted model, not a curated record
AUGCCAUUCAAUAUUACUACUAAGCAGAUCCAUACAUCCACCACAGAUAUUGAACAUGCCAUUGAUCGUUCUUUAAAAGACGAAUAUUUUCCCGUAGCUCAGAAUUUGUCUGAAGAAGAUAAAUAUUUUAAGGGUAAUCCCAAACCGGCAUAUUUGGAUGAUUUGAUCAAAGAAACAAAAGAUUUUAUCGAUUACCAAUAUUCGUUGGGGAGAAAUAGAAUUGUGUUAGUAACAUCCGGAGGUACUACAGUUCCAUUAGAAAAUAAUACUGUUAGAUUUAUUGACAAUUUUUCUGCGGGAACUCGUGGUGCUGCAAGUGCUGAAGAAUUCUUACAAAAUGGUUACAGUGUCAUAUUUUUGCACAGAGAAUUUUCAUUAACACCCUUUAAUAGAUCAUUUCAAAAAAAAUCAGGGCUAGAAUUCUUGGAUUAUCUAGAUGAAUCAGGUAAGAUCAACCCUGAAUUCAUGACCCAAUUCAUACAACAAAAAUCUCUUUAUGAAAAAUAUCUAAAUAAAGAAAAAUCGUUAUUAUUGUUACCAUUCACAACUGUUAAUCAAUAUUUAUGGUCCUUAAAGGCUAUUGGUAAAUUAUUAAACAAUAAGGGUUGCCUAUUUUAUUUAGCAGCAGCUGUAAGUGAUUUCUUUGUCCCUUAUUCCAAAUUACCGGUGCAUAAAAUUCAAAGUAGGGAUUAUGGCUUGGAUAAGAAUAUCGAGAGUGUUGCUGACACUAAAAAUAAUACAGCUUCUACCACAGCCGAUGGAAAAUUAAUUGUAAAUUUAGAUCCUGUUCCAAAGUUUCUAAGACGUCUUGUUAACUCGUGGGCAACACGAGCAAUGAUAGUUUCAUUUAAAUUAGAAACUGAUCCAUCUAUUUUGAUUGAUAAAGCUCAAUAUGCAUUAACAAGAUAUCAGCAUCAGUUAGUAAUUGGUAAUUUAUUACAAACGAGAAACAAAGAAGUUGUUUUUGUUACACCACAAAACAUUAAAGGUGAGUGGUUAAAGUUACCAGAACAAGAAAUAUCAUCUAAUCAUAAAAUGACAAUAGAACAACUUAUUAUACCUGCAAUUAUUCAAUUACAUGAUAAACAGAUACAGGAACAAUAA